Molossus molossus (Pallas's mastiff bat) is the source of this 1413-nucleotide messenger RNA. Its product is annotated as ubiquitin carboxyl-terminal hydrolase 1-like. The record is from RefSeq and is a predicted model, not a curated record. Gene Ontology annotation, molecular function: cysteine-type deubiquitinase activity; cysteine-type endopeptidase activity. Gene Ontology annotation, cellular component: nucleus; cytosol. Gene Ontology annotation, biological process: protein deubiquitination. NCBI's taxonomy places the organism in Eukaryota, Metazoa, Chordata, Mammalia, Chiroptera, Molossidae.
AUGAAAGAUAAAAAAUAUAUGAUUAGUGAUACAUUAGAGAUUCCUCUUAAAAUAGUUGCCAAGUACAUUUCUGAAAAUGAAAGUAUAAGACCCCCACAGAAGAAAUCAAAAGUUAAAAUAAACUGGUUAAAGUUUACAACUCAGCAACCCAGCAUUCUUUCUAAAUUUUGUAGUCUGGGGAAAAUAACAAACCAAGGAUCCAAAGGACAAUCUAAAGAAAAUGAAAAUAGUCUUGAAGAGUGUGAAAAUGAUAGCAUAAUUAAUGGUUGUGGACUUGUCCCAGGAAAUAAUGUUGAUCCAAUUAAUGGUGAUGGGGUUAAGCCCAUAAACAAAGGCACAGAGCAAAUUGGUUUUGAGCUUGUAGAGAAAUUAUUUCAAGGUCAGCUGAUAUUAAGAACUUGUGCAAGAUUCACAGAAAGAAGAGAAGAUUUUCAAGGCAUCAGUGUGCCAGUACAAGAAGAUGAACUUUCCAAAGUAGGGGAGAGUUCUGAAAUUUCUCCAGAGCCAAAAACAGAAAUGAAGACCCUGAGAUGGGCAAUUUCACAGUUUGCUUCAGUGGAGAGGACAGUAGGAGAAGAUAAAUAUUUCUGUGAAAAUUGCCAUCAUUAUACUGAAGCUGAACAAAGUCUUUUUUUUUUUGACAAAAUGUCUGAGUUUGAUUGUUAUGGUGGUGGACUUUCCAAGAUCAACACUCCUUUACUGACACCUCUUAAAUUGUCACUAGAAGAAUGGAGUACAAGGCCAACCAAUGACAGCUAUCGAUUAUUUGCAGUUGUGAUACAUUGUGGCAUUAGAGUUAGUAAUGGGCACUACACUGCUUCUGUUAAAGUCACAGACCUUAACAGUUUAGAACUAGAUAAGGGAAAUUUUGUGCUUGAUCAAAUGUGUGAAAUGGGUAAGCCAGAACCAUUGAAUGAGGAAGAAGCAAGGGAUGUGGUUGAAAAUUAUGACGAUGAAGAAGUGUCGAUUAGAGUCAGUGGAAACACACAACUAAGUAAAGUUUUGAACAACAACAACAAGAAAAAUGUAGAAGCUGCUGGACUUCUUGGAGGACAAAAGAGCAAAGCAAUAGAUUAUGAGCUAUACAACAAAGUACCUAAUCCUGAUAAAGGUGCCAGUGCAGCAUUCGCUAAAAAUAGAAAUUCUGAGACUAACAUUACUAAUGGGACCCUCGAAUCUGAUAGAAACAAGGAAUCCAGUGACCAAACAGGCAUUAACAUUAGUAGAUUUGAAAUUUUGUUUGUAGUGCAAAACUUAAAGGAGUAUGAGGGGAAGUGGUUGCUUUCUGAUGAUUCUGAAGUAAAAGGUACUGAAGAGAAGAAAUUUUUGAAUUCUCUUUCCCCUUCUACAUCUCCUACAUUUCCUUCUUAUUUGCUAUUUUAUAAGAAACUGCAGAUACUUAUCACCUGCUAA